This is a messenger RNA of Solanum pennellii, 846 nucleotides long. Its product is annotated as pollen allergen Che a 1-like. The transcript is spliced from 2 exons. The record is from RefSeq and is a predicted model, not a curated record. Lineage: Eukaryota; Viridiplantae; Streptophyta; Magnoliopsida; Solanales; Solanaceae. The coding region runs from base 38 to 574 and encodes 178 amino acids.
AAAAAUUACAACAUACAAAAAAAAAAAUAAUAAAAAAAUGACAAAAUCAAGUGAAAUUAUUCUAAUUGUUAGUGUAGUUUGUUUGUUUUCCCUGUUUGGGGUAAUUCAUGCUGAGUCUGAAGCUUCAAGUGAUCAUAGUCAAACUCAUUUCAAGGUAGAUGGAAAAGUAUAUUGUGACGUUUGUCGCACUCAAUUCGAAAAUCGACUUAGCAAGCCAUUAUCAGGCGCGGAGGUACAACUACAAUGCAAGAACCAAACAACUGAUGCUAUCACUGCAACAGUGGAUGGUAAAACUGAUGAGCAUGGUUUCUAUGAACUCCUCGUGGAACGCGACCACGAGGACGAUAUAUGUGAGAUGAUGCUCAAGAAGAGCCCCAUGGAUGAUUGUACUGAGAUACCACAUGAAAGUAAUGCACAAGAAUCAGCAAGAAUCACCAUUACAAACAACAAUGGCAUAGCUGAUUCUACUCGCCACGCGAACCCUCUAUUCUUCUUGAAGAAAGAAGCUUCACCAGAAUGUGAUGAAGUAUUUAAGGAACUCGAAUUAUUACCUGAAGAUAUUAGUCAAUCUUAAAAAAAAGAUUUGAGUAUAUAGUCAAGAUAUCUGAAUAGAGUUUAGCUUAUAUAUAUAUCGAUAGUGUAAAGAAGUUUUUUACACUAUCAAAUGGUCAUGAACCAUGAGAUAUUGACAUGUAGGAUUUAAGUUUGUGUGCACUAAAAGUGCAAUGAAUUUUGAUAUUAUGUUGAUGUAAUUUAACCUCUUAUAGAAGGUUACUUACCCCUUGCUGUAGGUUAUCAAAAUGAAUAUGUAUUAAAUAAAGUUAUCUACAAUUAUUUAUGUUUUAA